Molecule: messenger RNA, 3528 nt
Organism: Acanthochromis polyacanthus (spiny chromis)
Lineage: Eukaryota; Metazoa; Chordata; Actinopteri; Pomacentridae
Product: CXXC-type zinc finger protein 1-like
Exons: 14
Coding region: 184-1974 (596 amino acids)
Biological process (GO): positive regulation of DNA-templated transcription
Cellular component (GO): Set1C/COMPASS complex
Molecular function (GO): DNA binding; zinc ion binding
Source: RefSeq, a predicted model, not a curated record
UCCUCCCUUUGUUUCCCGCCGUUAGAACCAGAGAAGAAGAAGAUGCAGCAGAAACAAAGAGAUUCCUGCAGAUUUCUGUGAAGAUGGAGCACAGAGCGAUGCGCUGCUGAUCGAUCUGGACUGAUCAGCUGAUCGAUCCGGAAGUGUGACUCCUCUGUGUUCGUGGCGGAUCUGAACAGCCUCAUGUCGGAGGCUGCAGCAGCUGAGCGGCCGGAGGAUGAAGAUGGAGGAGGAGGAGGAAAGGUUACCAUGGAAACACCCAAUGCUCCAGUUUACUGCAUCUGCAGGAAACCAGACAUCAACUGUUUCAUGAUAGGCUGUGACAGCUGCACUGAGUGGUUUCAUGGUGACUGUAUCGGAGUUUCAGAGAAAGCAGCCAAAGCCAUCAGAGUGUGGUACUGUCCAUCCUGCAGAGACAGAGAUCCGUCUCUGGAGAUUAAAUACCGCCUGAAGAAGACAAGGGAGAAGGAGGAGAAGGAGGCGGACUCAGAGAGAGACGACAAAACUGACGGAGAUGGAAGCUCCACCCCCCAGCUCAGGGCUGACAGGAGGCGUGGCUCACAGAUCAAGCGUUCGGCCCGGAUGUGUGGAGAAUGUGACGCCUGUCUGAGGACAGAGGACUGCGCUCAGUGCGACUUUUGCAAAGACAUGAAGAAGUUCGGAGGUCCGAACAAGAUCCGACAGAAGUGUCGGCUGAGGCAGUGUGAGGUCCGAGCCCGGAAGAUGCUUCGCGUGCGAGACGAGGAGCUGAGUCGUGGUGGUGCCAGGGGGCGGGGCCUGUCGAGGAGAGGGGCGGGGCAUCAGACGGAGGAGGAGGAGGAGGAUGAUGAGGAAGGCUUCAGCGAGAGUGAGCUGGAGCUAUACGAGCAGUACAAGGCUGCCGGAUACAGAGACCUGGUGUGGCACAGUGAGGAGGAGGAGUCGGAGUCUCUGAGAAAGAAGGCGGUAAAGGUGAAGCACGUAAAGCGACGGGAAAAAAAGCCAGAGAAGAAGAAGUCCGUGUCUGCCCCCCGAGAGGAAGCCAGGCCGCGGCGCCACAAGGUGAAGCAGCGUCACAGGGAGCGCGUGCGGCACAGCGAGCGAGCAGAGGGCGGGGCCAAAGACGUGUCCGGGGCUCUGAGACAGUGUCUCGGUCCGGGGUGCGUCCAACCGGCGAGGACCAACUCCAAGUACUGCUCAGAGGACUGUGGCAUGAAACUUGCUGCCAAUCGUAUCUAUGAGAUCCUCCCUCAGAGAAUCCAGCAGUGGCAGCAGAGUCCAUGCGUUGCCGAGGAGAUGGGACGGAGACAGCUGGAGCGAAUCAGAAGAGAGCAGCAGGCGGCGAGACUCCGCCUCACCAUGAUGGAGAAACGAUUCCAUGAACUGGAAGGAAUCAUCUCCAACGCCAAGAUGCAGCAGGUCCAGCAGCACGAGGAGGUGACUGAAGGAGACGGUGAUGACACCGACCUCCAGAUCUUCUGUGUUUCCUGCAGUCAUCCUGUCAACCCAAAGGUGGCGCUGCGACACAUGGAGAGAUGCUACGCUAAGUACGAGAGUCAGACUUCAUUUGGCUCCAUGUAUCCAACCCGUAUAGAGGGGGCCACCCGUCUGUUCUGUGAUGUCUACAACCCUCAGAGUAAGACCUACUGUAAGCGGCUUCAGGUUCUGUGUCCUGAACACUCCAGAGAUCCGAAGGUUCCAGCCGAUGAGGUGUGCGGCUGUCCUCUGGUCAAAGACGUGUUUGAGCCGACUGGAGAGUUCUGCCGGGUCUCUAAGAGGAAGUGCAACAAGCAUUACUGCUGGGAGAAGCUGCGGAGAGCAGAGGUGGACCUGGAGCGGGUCCGAGUGUGGUAUAAACUGGACGAGCUGUUCGAGCAGGAGAGGAACCUGAGGACGGCGAUGACCAACCGAGCUGGACUGUUGGCUCUUAUGCUGCACCAGACCAUCCAGCACGACCCAAUCACCACCGACCUGCGCUCUGCAAAGGACCGGUAGACGGGUGGAGGACGCUACGGGUCGUAGACAUUCCUACAAUCUUUAGAGUUCAGAAUUAAGCUCAGUGUUCAAUCCUUUGAAAACAUUCAGUUUAACCGUAAAUCUGAUUAUGAAACACUAAAUGUAGAAAACUCUACCAAGAAAAUCAUCUGCAGCGUUUAGGAGUCAUAGUUCCACUAAUCAGGAGGUCUAGAAGGAGUCAUAGUUCCACUAAUCAGGAGGUCUAGAAGGAGUCAUAGUUCCACUAAUCAGGAGGUCUAGAAGGAGUCACAGUUCCACUGAUCAGGAGGUCUAGAAGGAGUCAUAGUUCCACUAAUCAGGAGGUCUAGGAGGAGUCAUAGUUCCACUGAUCAGGAGGUCUAGAAGGAGUCAUAGUUCCACUAAUCAGGAGGUCUAGAAGGAGUCAUAGUUCCACUAAUCAGGAGGUCUAGAAGGAGUCAUAGUUCCACUGAUCAGGAGGUCUAGAAGGAGUCAUAGUUCCACUAAUCAGAGCUCCUAAAAUGACUCCACACACAGUGAACUACUUUCUCCAUCCAGCUGUAAAAACAGACAUCAGCUGCUUCAGACUUGGUUCAGGGGUUCUCCAUGGAAACCAGAGUUAGUGUGAAGCUCAGACAGUGUGGAGGAACCUUCAGAACAUCAACCUCUAUGGACGGAGGACCAGAACUAAACCUGGUUGCUGCUCAGAACUAAACUUCUAGAUGAACAACAUGAGAAGAAGCCUGAUGGAUGCUGGAGAACAUUCUUUGGUCAGAUGAAGAUCAAUGAGUUGGGCUCAGAUGGAGUCCAGAUGUUUAGUCAGAACCUGACCAGGACUACCACAGUGGAUGGAUGGUCCUGACAGUGAAGCACGGAGGAUCAAAAAAAUGACUAAUUAUUCCCAGAAGGACUGGGUUGUCCCACCAGAACCUUUGAGGUGUUCUCCAGAGAAAGGUAGAGCAACACAACCCCUCCAGCAGAGAGCAGCUGAAGAACACAGAAGAUGUGAGCAGAAAUGAGUGGACUCUGGUUUCCUCCAUGAGGAGGACUGAAGGAGGAACCAAAGAACCUCAGCUUAGUUCCACUGAGUUCCUGCUGUGGAGCCUCAAUGUAACCACUAAUCUGACAUCAGAGACAGUACUCUAUUACUGAGAGGUAAUCUGAUUACUGUGAUACAUAGUAGAAUCAGUUACUGCUGCUCAAUGUAUGCAACAAUAACUUUGUAAAUCUGAGCUUGUUCUAAAUCACUCAGAGCUUUUUAUAAAACUCUAGAAAUAGUAAAAUCAGUGUUCAGUGACACAUUGAUAUUAUUGUUGUUAUUAUUGUUGUUAUUGCUAGUAUUAUUAUGAAGUGGGAUCAAUGUCAGAAAACUACAGAAUCAACAAUAAAUCAGGAUUACCUGAUUGCUGAGCGGAGCUGGUUGUGGGGGUGGAGUCUGUCAGCUGACUGCCUCUUCCUUUGUUUCAUUAAAACUUUAAUCAAAAUGCAGCUCAAACUUUUCACUCUAAUGUGUUUUUCUAUUGUGUGUUUUCCUGUUUCUUGUUGCUGAAUUCAUUAAAACGGAUGCUUUUAUUA